This is a messenger RNA of Nothobranchius furzeri (turquoise killifish), 1167 nucleotides long. Lineage: Eukaryota; Metazoa; Chordata; Actinopteri; Cyprinodontiformes; Nothobranchiidae. The record is from RefSeq and is a predicted model, not a curated record.
GAAUGUGACGUAAUUUCCGGCAGCGCUACCUUCACCAUUUUGCUGCAGCCAGGUACUCUUGCUGGAUUCGGACGAUUCGGGUACAGCCAUGGAGGUACUUGUUUUGGAUCACUCCCUUUGGCUUUGUGGAGCUGCCGCCUGCCUGCGUCCCGGAGCGAUGGCCUCCGUGUAUAGCGGAUCACACACCUUGAGCAAGGAUGAUGUGAAUUACAGAAUGCAUUUCAGGAUGAUUAACGAACAGCAGGUUGAAGAUAUCACCAUAGAGUUUUUCUACAAACCUCACACCAUCACUCUGCUGACGUGCACGGUGCUCAGUUUGAUGUAUUUCGCGUUUACAAGAGAUGAUGGAGAUCAAGAUAGUAAUGUUUGGGUGGGGCUCAUUCUGGUCAUCUCCUUCUUCCUAGUCAUCAGUGUUUUGGCGUUUCCUAAUGGUAAGUAACUUCACUAUAAUGGGAAAUAACGUUAAAGUACAAUUAGUCGUCAUCACACCGGUGAAAUUACAUCUCCGCAUUUGACUCAUCCCCGUGGGGAGUGGUGAGUUGCGACUGUGGCUGAGCUCGGGAACUAUUUGGUGGUUCGACCCCCCCCAAUCCACCUCCUUAAAACUGAGAGUCAAGCAGGGAGGCAUCGGGCUCCAUAUUUAAAGUUUUUGGUAUGACCCGACCGGGAAUCGAACCCCAACCUAUCAGUCCCAGGGCAGCACUCGUACCACAGGGCCACUGAAAAUACAUAACAGCAAGUGUUUUAUAGCAAUGUGUCUGGCAGGUGCAGUGACGAAGCAGGUUAACGCGGGCACCAGACAGUAUGGGAUACAUCCGAUAAGUCCGAAUGUCUCUGAGUGAAACUGGUGACUGAGGCAGGCGUUUUAGACAAGUGUGUUGUUAUAGGUAACGUUCAUAAAUGACCCGCUCUUAGACAGCACCUUUCAUAGUCCGUGACUCCAAAGCACUUCACAGCGCUUCUUUCAUCCAUGGAAACACAUUCAGAUGCUGAUGGUGGUGAGCUACAACGUAGCUACAGCUGCCCUGGGGCACAUGGACAGAGGUGAGGCUGCUGAGCACAAGUACCACCGUUCCCUCCGACCACCAUCAGCAGGCAAGGAGGGGGAAGUGCCUUGCCCGAGGACACAACAGUAGAAGUCCCUGCAGGGAGCUGGGAUUGAUCCUG